UGACCGAAAAAACGACGGACGAGAUGCUAAACUCUUCUUCCUCUGUGACCGAGGCGAGAGCACGGCGACGGACACAUUUUGCCUGGGUAACAAACUGUGGCGUAACACCUGUAAACAUUCAGCGUUGACACUCAUUUGAAGACGCGUGCCGUGCCUCUUUUUCACGGCCAAGCCUACUUCCUGGUGGACAGACAGCGCCUCAGUGUUGUCGUAGUGAGCAGACGGGGUAGCUGAAUUAGAGGAGAGAGGCUGUUGAUGGUCUUGCAGUCAGUAAAAUAGCACACUUUUCUUUGCUUAUUUUGACGGACGGAAACAAACAAACAAUGGGGAGCACCGUGACGGAGUCUAGCAAGGAGAGCGAGAAGAAAAUGCCAAAGAAGAGGAGAAGUCUGCGGAUUAACAUGCCAGACUUCGGUGCAUUUACUUCCCCCCAAGUGGAGACGAGUAGCUCAACUAAAAGUGGCACUCAGACGGGAGAGCGUUGCACCCGUUCAGCUAGCCCCACAAAAUCAGUGUCUGCGAGGAGCCCAGUCCUCCUGCCCCCGCAUCCUCAGUCUGCUCCUGUGCAAAUGAAGACCAGCUCAGGUUCACCCAAAACUAUCUUCCCCUAUCCCUCACAUCAGAGCUCCCCACCUAAGUCCCCCCGCCGCCUGAGCUUCAGUGGUAUCUUCCGCUCGUCAUCCAGCUCCUCACCUGGGAGCAUCAAACUCUUCUCCAGAACCAAGAGAGCCUCGGGACUCUUCACAUCACCCACCACCCCGACCCAGUCGUCCAGCCAGCCUGUAUUCACCCAGGAGGCCAUGCCCAGCAGGCCCAGCCCUGAACGCCAGGAACCCCACUCUCGAUCCCGCUCACUCUCCACGCCUCCUGACACUGGACAGCGUCUCAGCCUUCCUUCUGCUAAACCCCCGAUCCCUUCGUCGAGCCCUGUACCAUCUUACUCUACCUCACAAGUCUACUCUUUAUUCGAAGGCAUGCUGGAGAAACUUGAGCUAGAUGAUGACGCUGCUGAACCUGAGAGUGAUAUUUACAUGCGCUUUAUGAAAUCCCACAAGUGCUACGACAUCGUCCCAACAAGUUCCAAGCUGGUUGUAUUUGACACGGCUCUCCAGGUUAAGAAGGCUUUCUUUGCCUUGGUUGCCAACGGCGUGAGAGCUGCUCCACUAUGGGACACAGAGAAGCAGAGCUUUGUGGGAAUGCUGACAAUCACAGAUUUCAUCAUCAUACUACACAGAUACUAUAAGUCACCGAUGGUGCAAAUUUAUGAAUUAGAGGAACAUAAGCUUGAGACGUGGAGAGAGGUUUACCUUCAAGCAACAUUCAAACCUCUCGUCAACAUAUCACCUGAUGCAAGCCUUUUUGAUGCAGUGUAUACACUCAUCAAAAACAAAAUUCACCGGCUGCCUGUCAUCGACCCGGUCACGGGAAAUGCACUUUACAUUCUCACACACAAGAGGAUCCUUAAGUUCCUCCAGCUUUUUAUGUGUGAAAUGCCAAAGCCAGCUUUCAUGAAGCAGACUCUCGGGGAGCUGGGCAUCGGUACGUACAAGGACAUUGCUUUCAUCCACCCGGACACGCCCAUCAUCAAAGCACUUAACAUCUUUGUGGAGAAACGAGUGUCGGCCCUGCCUGUUGUCGACGAGUCUGGCAAAGUUGUGGAUAUUUACUCCAAGUUUGACGUGAUCAAUUUGGCUGCAGAGAAGACCUACAACAACCUGGACAUAACGGUGACGCAGGCUCUGAAACACCGCUCUCAGUACUUCGAAGGUGUCAUGAAGUGCCACAAAAUGGAAACAAUGGAGACCAUUGUGGACCGAAUAGUCAAAGCUGAAGUGCAUCGGCUGGUGGUGGUGGACGAACGCUCCAGCAUCGAGGGAAUCGUCUCCCUGUCAGACAUCCUCCAGGCCUUGGUGCUCAGCCCUGCAGACGCCUGUAAGGAGGACAAUCUGCCUGAGUGAGAGGGAGGAGGUCACAGGUGAAAUGGAGAUGCGGUGGAAGUAAAUAAGUCUGAAUGUUGAGGUAGGGGGAGUGUGAGGCUGAGCAGAGAGGAGCCGGUCUGAAGGUCCAAGAGACGCCUGCAACUGAUGCACUAUAGAAGCUUAGAAACCAAAGAGCUAGACAGCUGAAUGAAGUGAAGUUCCUGCACUGAGGAUUGAUCUGCUGAUUGAAUCAGUUUUUGUUUUGUUUGAACACUGAUCACACACACACACACACACACACACUCAAACACACGUUGUCUCUGAACAACAUGUGUACAUAAAUACGACAACUAGACGGACACAUACAUACACAGAGAUGCAUAUCGGUCCAGCCUGCGAGAGUUGGGAGAGUUGAUAAGUAAGGAUCUUUAUGAUUAUGCAGCUGUAAUCAGUUAAUUUCUAUUCACAUGUUGUUGACGAUACUGAAUGUCAUGGCCUCCAGGAGAACCAGUGUUUUCCUUCAUAUUUGGUGUAGAAAGGCAAACUAUCACAGAAGCAACUUAUUUUUCUGAGCAAAUCUACAUGUCACUAUUAAAGAAAGGCUGUUUCAUGACUGUUUUUGUUAGCAAGUGCCAAUAUAAAGGGAUUGAUGCCUGAUAUUGAUCUGUGCCUUUUCUGUUACCAGUUAAAACUGACAGUAUUUGUGCCCCUUUGACCUUUUAUUGUCGGAUGAGUAUUACCAUUUGGAUUUCUUUUUUAAAAUACUGAUAAGUUUAGUGCACAUAAAAGUAGAUAACAAAUUCUACCUUAUUGGAAAUACAGUUUUCAAAAAUAUUUGUGAUUUUCAAAACCAGUUUCAUAAGAGUUAAUAAAUUCUGUUUAAAAUAUCACAAAUUAACAUGAAAAUAAUUGGCCCACUUUGAGGAGUGAUUAGGUGCAAAUGUGACUGCACAUUAGUAAUAAUAUUCAGCCAAGAACCUUUAGUGAGUACCUCUCACUUAUUUCACAUCAGUUGGGAUUCAAAGUCAUUGUGACAAGUAUGCCUUUUUGUAACGGUAUAACAAGACCCAAAAAUGUCAUUUUUAUGUUUAAAAUUAUUUUCUUUUUUUACAUUUAUUUCCAGUUGUUUUGAUGCUUUAGAUGCUCACAAACAUGCAAAUCAAGGCCGGUUUCUCAGCUGUAGCUCGACAGGACUCAUCUCCAUCUUUGACUGUAAAUAGGAUCGUUUUCAGAAUACGUGUCACAUAAAGCUUUAUUUUUAUGAAUGUGUCUACAAGUUUAAAGAGACUGCAGUUUUAAUGUUAUUUUUGUAAAUAUAUUGUGGCAAUAUGUCCAGUUCAAAGAGACCUUGUAUCAGAUCAACAUGUACUGUAAAUGUGCAAGCAUGAGAAACUACACUUCAGCAGUAUGAAUGUUCUGUUUUUACUUUUUUCUAUUUUUCUGGCUGCAGAGAAAUAAACGGACACUGAAUGUACUUGAA
Molecule: messenger RNA, 3399 nt
Organism: Labrus bergylta (ballan wrasse)
Lineage: Eukaryota; Metazoa; Chordata; Actinopteri; Labriformes; Labridae
Product: 5'-AMP-activated protein kinase subunit gamma-2
Biological process (GO): protein phosphorylation; regulation of catalytic activity
Cellular component (GO): nucleotide-activated protein kinase complex; cytoplasm; nucleus
Molecular function (GO): AMP binding; protein kinase regulator activity; protein kinase binding
Source: RefSeq, a predicted model, not a curated record